Messenger RNA from Thecamonas trahens ATCC 50062, 383 nucleotides. RefSeq lists its product as uncharacterized. NCBI's taxonomy places the organism in Eukaryota, Apusomonadida, Apusomonadidae. Bases 71 to 367 code for a protein of 98 amino acids. The record is from RefSeq and is a predicted model, not a curated record. The transcript is spliced from 2 exons.
GGGGGAGGGCGCGUCAGGCCGCCGCGUUUGGUUUGAGCAACACACAACACACUCAGCUCAACCGCAUAUCAUGAGCAACGAUUUCGACCUUGUCAACGGCGACAUCAAUGCAUACUGCUGGUCAAAGCUGUAUCCCGCCUGGGGAGUGGGCAUGGCAGUGGCUGGCAUUCCUGCGCUGGCCUUUGUGACGCUGGCACCGAUUGCAAAGCGGAUGCCUAUCUCGGCACGAUCGGGGAUUGCGGUCAGUGCGCUGGUGGCUGGUGGCUGGGUCAACAGCGAGACGACGGUCAUGUCGUGCCGGGCCAAGCUGGAGAAGGCGCGCCGGAUUUACGCGCGGGAGCAGGCCAAGGCCGAGAAGCAACAAUAAACGAGGGCGCUAUGCA